CGCGUGGAGCUGGAGGGACUGUAUGGACAAUUGAAGGCCGCACUAGGUGAAGCUUGGGGUGAUUACAAGAUAGCAUUGGGACAAUUUGCUCUGGGAUCACUUAGCCAGGCAGAGCUAUCAUGGGUCCUGCAGCCACUGCUUUGUCCUCCAGCCGCGGCUGGAGCCCCUGCGGCCGAGACAGCAAAAACGACAACUUCUCCUCUACACCUACACAAUGCAUUUCUCAUUGCGCUGUAUGCGAACAGCAUGCGCGAUCCUCCCCCGAACGAGGUUGCGCCAUGGGUGGUCGCGACAGAUAAGCCGAGCAAUGCGGCUAAGAAUGCAGGUGCAGUGUCUGGAAUCAACGAUCAAGUGGAGGAGAGAUUAAAACGAGAGGUCAUGGCAUUGCACAAGCGAGAUCGAAAGCGCAUCAAAGGGUUGAGCAAGAAUGCCAAAACAGAAGACACAGGCUUGCAGGAGAUUCUUGAUUAUAUGCAGGAGUUGGCAGUGAAACCCCCUUCGCAAUCGCAGGCAAAUAAUGAAGGCGCAGGGCUGGGAAAGACGAAUUGGGAUAUCGAAAUCAGGCGGCGUUAUGCACAACCGCUUGCUUCAGAGACGCUGGAGUUUCCAACACUCAACGAGAUGCAAAACCGCAUCGAGCCCAUCUGUUUCGAGGAGGGCCUGACUGGGGGUGUACAACAAGGCUCUCUGCAGGGUGUAGCGGAGCUGGUUGAGAGAUCGGCCGAAGUUUUCAUCAAAGAGACGCUGAGCCGUCUGCUCAGCCACGCGCGCUCAAAUGCCGCCGACGGCAUGGGCGUGCAGACGAACAUGUUCAAAAGACAGUUACGCAAAGAGGAAUUAGCCCUUGAAAAUGGCACACUCCAACGCAAUGCUGCGGGAUUGCUCCCGGUGCAGAUGGACGCCCAGGUUCGAAAAGACCCCCUUACCGCCUACGAUCUGCGAUUAUCCAUGGGCUUAUGUGAC
This is a messenger RNA of Dissoconium aciculare CBS 342.82, 963 nucleotides long. RefSeq lists its product as uncharacterized. Gene Ontology annotation, cellular component: SAGA complex. The annotation marks the transcript as partial. Gene Ontology annotation, biological process: regulation of transcription by RNA polymerase II. NCBI's taxonomy places the organism in Eukaryota, Fungi, Ascomycota, Dothideomycetes, Mycosphaerellales, Dissoconiaceae. The transcript is spliced from 2 exons. The record is from RefSeq and is a predicted model, not a curated record. Gene Ontology annotation, molecular function: transcription coactivator activity.